Molecule: messenger RNA, 1797 nt
Organism: Malus domestica (apple)
Lineage: Eukaryota; Viridiplantae; Streptophyta; Magnoliopsida; Rosales; Rosaceae
Product: transcription factor bHLH68-like
Biological process (GO): regulation of transcription by RNA polymerase II
Cellular component (GO): nucleus
Molecular function (GO): DNA-binding transcription factor activity, RNA polymerase II-specific; RNA polymerase II cis-regulatory region sequence-specific DNA binding; protein dimerization activity
Source: RefSeq, a predicted model, not a curated record
ACCACCCAACGGAUAUUCAUAUAUAUCCCAAUCCCUUCCAAACCCUCCACCACAACAAUCCAUUACAGAGAGAAAGAGGGGGAGAGAGAGAGAGACCGAACAAAGUUAAGAAAAAUGGCCGAAGAAUGCAGUGUUGCAAUCUCUUCUUCCUCUGCGCGGCUAACGCAGCAAAAUUGGUGGGAUCUUGUCAGCUCUACCAACCCAUGGCAGCAGCAGCUAAACCAGAAGUACUCCAACUCUAAUAAUAAUUGUGAUGAUCUUGAUCAGGAUGUUUCAAACUCCAGUACUUCAUUUACCAAUGCCUCCAACCACUCAAGCCUCAGCGUCGACUCCUCUCGCAGAAUGCUUGCUGAUCAGCGUUCUGCUUCUUCCAACGACGACCUAAUUAAUGGCGAACAGGUUUCUGAGAAUCAUAUUUGGAACCAUGUUCUAUUAAACGCUAAUGCAAACCAUGAUUUAAGCAACGAUGAUCAUGGUGUUGGAGAGAACUUCCUAGAUGCACUGUCAUCCAAGAGCUUGUCAACUCAUCAUGUUAUGUACAAUGAGCCUGCUUGUGACGACUUGAAGAAGUUGGACAACAAUAGUACUUGGGAGUUCAUAAACUCAGCUGCCUCCAAUUUCAACAAUUUUGAAAAGCAUAUAAAUGGAGGAUUCAUGGACAACAACAUGAAUAUUAGUAUUGAGAAAGAAAGGAUAACCAAGAUGUCUAAUCAAGUCAGCACCUGGUCCAUUGCAUCCCCAGAACCACAACUAGUACUCAACAAUAUGCCUCCUCAUCAAAUAAUGGAUCAAGAAAACAAACUUUGUUCUACUAUCUUUCAUCAUGAUCGUCAGUACUCACAACCAAAUCUCUGUCAUUUAAAGCCACAACCGUUUUUUAAUGAUUCCACAUCGUCAUGCAAUCCUCAGAUGGGAAUUACAAAUAUAAACUCCGGAUCCAGUUUAUUUUCCUGUUACAGCAGUCAAAUUAUGAAGGUAGAUGAUCAGAAUCAUGGACACCAUAAUGGCAUUGAACAUCAGAUUGGCCUCAACAACGCAACGGCUGCAUAUAAUCAUACUAGCAAGUACUUCAAUGGAAAUGGAUCACUAGUGUCGGAUUCUUAUUAUUCUUCAUCCACUAGUACUACUGCUGCCAGAAAUUUAGCAGAUGUUGGAUCUUUUACGAGUCAAUUAGGAAAUAAACCCUUGAUUGACCUUCAUGCUCCUAAGUCUUGUUUCAAAUCUUUCAACUCUUCUGAUCAUUCUAAGAAGCAAACCCUGCAAACUUCUUCGUCGGCAAGAAUGAGUAGUGGAAGAGGACAGGGAAUUGCAAAUGAAGGAAAGAAGAAAAGAACGGACGACACAUCAUCAGAAACAGUCGUGAAAAAGCCUAAGCAAGAAACUUCUACAGGAUCAUCUGCAAAGAUUCAGGCACCAAAAGUCAAGCUUACGGACAGAAUCACGGCCCUUCAACCAAUCGUGUCUCCGUUUGGAAAGACCGAUACAGCAUCAGUAUUAUAUGAAGCGAUUCAGUACAUUAAGUUCAUGCAAGACCAAGUGCACGUGCUACUGAAUAGCCCUAAUUUGAAGACAAAUUCACCAAAGGAUCCAUGUGCGAUGGAUAGAAAAGAUUACAAGGGGGACACAAUGGUUGAUCUCAAGAGCAAAGGCCUAUGUUUGGUACCUGUUUCAUGUACCCCUCAAGUUUAUCGUGAAAAUACAGGAUCAGAGUAUUGGACACCAACAUAUAGAGGAUGUUUGUAUAGAUAAUUAACCAAGUGCAUAUAUGAUAGUUUUAAUUAUAUAUAUAUAUAUAUA